Molecule: messenger RNA, 1146 nt
Organism: Rhagoletis zephyria (snowberry fruit fly)
Lineage: Eukaryota; Metazoa; Arthropoda; Insecta; Diptera; Tephritidae
Product: glycerol-3-phosphate dehydrogenase, mitochondrial-like
Biological process (GO): glycerol-3-phosphate metabolic process
Cellular component (GO): mitochondrion
Molecular function (GO): calcium ion binding; glycerol-3-phosphate dehydrogenase (quinone) activity
Source: RefSeq, a predicted model, not a curated record
CCCGCCAACAUGGGCCUCCUCGACCCGGCCACCAGCGACGGCCGCGUCAUCUUCUUCCUCCCCUGGGAGAAGUGGACCAUCGCCGGCACCACCGACCGCACCACCGAGGUGACGCAGCACCCCGCCCCCACCGAGGCGGACAUCAGCUUCAUCCUCGAGGAGAUUCGCCACUACCUCUCACCGGAUGUCAACGUCCGCCGCGGCGACGUCAUGUCCGCCUGGGCCGGCAUUCGCCCCCUCGUUUUGGACCCGAAGAAGACCAACACCGAGUCCAUUGCUCGCAACCACAUCAUCGACGUCUGCCAGGCCAGUGGCCUGGUCACUGUGGCCGGCGGCAAGUGGACUACCUACCGCGUCAUGGCGGAGGAGGCGGUGGACGCGGUCAUCAAGUCGAACCCCGCCACGCUGGCCCACGCCGGCAGCUGCCAGACGCUGGGCCUGACGCUGGAGGGCGGCAAGGACUGGUCGCCCACGCUGCACAUCCGCCUCGUCCAGGACUACGGCCUGGAGCAGGAGGUGGCGCAGCACCUGGCGAACACCUACGGCGACAAGGCCUUCCUCGUCGCCCGCCUCGCCGAGCUGACCGGCAAGCGCUGGCCGGUGGUCGGCAAGCGCCUCCACAGCGAGUUCCCCUACCUCGAGGCGGAGGUGAAGUACGCCGUGCGGGAGUACGCCUGCACCGCCGUGGACGUCAUCGCCCGCCGCACCCGGCUCGCCUUCCUCAACGUGGCCGCCACCGAGGAGGUCCUCCCGCGCAUCGUCGCCAUCAUGGCCGGCGAGCUGAAGUGGAGUAAGAAGCGCGAGGAGGAGGAGCUGGAGGCCGCCCGCCGCUUCCUCAACACCGAGAUGGGCAAGGAGGUGAACGUGGCGGUGCGCCAGCAGCUGCCCAUUAGCAUGAAUAAAGAGGAGAUCAACAAGUACAGCAAGCUCUUUCACACGCUCGAUCGCGACCGCAAGGGCUACAUUGGCAUCAAUGAUCUGCGCCGCUCCAUUAAGGACCAGGGCGUGAGCUGCACCGACGAGGACCUCCACCUGAUGCUCUCCGAGGUGGACAUCAACCAGAAUGGACGGAUCGAGUUUGGCGAGUACCUCGAGCUGAUGAGCUCCAUCAAGAACNGGCGGUGGACUGUAAAGGAGCAGCUUUCG